Neltuma alba is the source of this 1317-nucleotide messenger RNA. RefSeq lists its product as uncharacterized. NCBI's taxonomy places the organism in Eukaryota, Viridiplantae, Streptophyta, Magnoliopsida, Fabales, Fabaceae. The record is from RefSeq and is a predicted model, not a curated record. Gene Ontology annotation, molecular function: nucleic acid binding; zinc ion binding. Bases 1 to 1317 code for a protein of 438 amino acids. The transcript has 3 exons.
AUGAACACAUUAACCCAGUCAACGGCAGAAGACUCAAAAGUGGAAAGGGGUCGCUACACGAGGAUAUGCGUGGAGCUGGAUCUGCAAAAAAGGUUGGUACCCAGAGUAAUGGCUGCGAACAGGCUCUUCCAUGUUGAAUAUGAAGGGCUAAACUUAAUUUGCUUUGCCUGUGGGCGCUACGGGCACAAAAAAGAGAGCUGCUCCUGGAGUUAUGUAGAACCAACGCAAAAUAAUAAACCAUCAUCCUCAUCGGUGCCGGUGCCGGAGAAGAAAAGUCCUGUAGUGGAGGAAGAGUUUGGCGCAUGGAUGAUUGCAAGGGGUAACAGAGCGCGUAACUUGAAGAAGGAAGAGCUGAAAAUAAGCAGAAUUAAUCAAGAAAAAGGACAAAAGUAUAUCAGACAGAGCAGAAGUAGCGGGCUGCAGACGAGCUUUGAGGUACUGGCAAAUAUGGAAGAACAUGAUCUAAUGUCAGAAGAGUUUACUGACGGCGGGAAAGCCAGCUCUGAACCCAUGAUUUCUGGUGACCACAAUCAAACCCCAAAUGGAGAAAGGAGAUCUGGAGCAGGGCAGGGAGCAACUACAAGAGUUGCGAAAAAAAGGGAAAGUAAGAGAGAAGUACAAAAAGAAGCGCCAAGCGUGGGAUUUAAAGGGAAUGAAAAUAGAGGAUCUAAAAUUAAUGGGCAGAAAAAUAUGGGGAAGGCCCAAACCAAUGCUGGGCAAACAGAAAAGAGGCUUGAAGGAGGGAAACAGAAUCAAGCAAAGGGACCACACACGGUGAGGACAAGCGGACAGGCUAUUGUGGCUGAAGAUAAUGGAAAUAUCCAAAACGCCCAACCAAUCACAACUCCUUACUGCAGCCGGAAUGUGUCUGAUGACCCAGAAACAGAAAUAGGGAACUUGGCUGGGAAAACAGAGAUAGAGGGACCCUUUGUGGUGAAUAAAAGGAAUGAAGACCAGAUUGUAGAGGAGCCACCUGAGCCUACGUGGAUAGAUGGAGAAAUUGACGUGCUUUGUCUCCUGGAAACAAGAAUCAGUGGUGAGAGAGCUGAUAAUGUUGUCCGCCAUCUUGGGUUCAAUAAUUGGCUUCGUUUAGAGGCGACGGGUUUUGCUGGUGGCAUCUGGGUUCUGUGGGACGAGAGUCAGUGCACUAUUAAUUAUAUCUGCUCUACAACCCAGUUGAUACAUUGCCAGAUCACCAAUAAGGAUACUGGAGAAGACUUCCUGACUACGUUUGUAUAUGGGGAACCUUCGCGCAUUAGAAGGGCUUCUCUCUGGGCCUCCAUUAAAGAAAUUGCUGAUUCAGUCUCAAAGGCUUAG